Molecule: messenger RNA, 402 nt
Organism: Prunus armeniaca (apricot)
Lineage: Eukaryota; Viridiplantae; Streptophyta; Magnoliopsida; Rosales; Rosaceae
Source: the annotation of a GenBank genome assembly
AUGAGAGUGAUGUAUGAGCCAUUGUUUGUGAAGUACAAGGUUGACGUGGUAUUUGCUGGUCAUGUCCAUGCCUAUGAACGAUCUCAUCGUAUAUCCAAUGUUGCAUACAACAUCAUAAAUGGUAUUUGCAUUCCCGUGAAAAAUCAAUCCGCACCGGUCUACAUUACCAUUGGUGAUGGAGGAAAUAUUGAGGGCUUAGCAACCAACAUGACAGAACCCCAGCCGGCCUACUCAGCUUAUAGAGAGGCCAGUUUUGGUCAUGCUACUUUCGACAUCAAGAACCGAACCCAUGCAUACUAUGGUUGGCACCGGAAUCAAGAUGGAUAUGCAGUAACAGCUGAUUCUAUGUGGUUUUUCAACAGAUACUAUCAUCCUGUUGAUGAUUCCACAAGUGCCCAAUAA